AUGACUCGACUCGUGUCGCGCAGAAACUGUGCCUCUGAUUUUCGAUUUUUUGCCGACGAGCUGAACACUUGCACUCACAAAACCUUGAAAAUGGCAAAGACGCCAUAUAUUCCACCCCAGAUUGGGUGGUUAUAUGACCUGAUUCUCUGGACAUUUUCGGUAUUGGCAGACCUCUUUUUCAGGGAGGUGCACCCCCGCGGCUCAUGGAAAGUACCGAAAAGAGGACCAUUGAUCAUCGUUGCUGCACCACAUGCUAAUCAGUUCGUCGACUCACUCAUUCUUAUGCGCGCCGUUCGGAGAGAAAUUGGUCGUCGUAUUUCUUGGCUUAUCGCAGAGAAAUCCUUCAAGCGCAAGUUUAUCGGCCUCCUCUCACGAGGAAUAGGAGCAGUUCCCGUAGCGCGAGCAAUGGACAACAUGAAAUCCGGCACUGGAACCAUUUACCUACCAGAUCCAGUCAAUCAGCCUACUCUUUUGCGCGGUAACGGAACGAAAUUUGAUGGACCCGGGUUUGAGCCUGAAGGAACCAUACAUCUACCCACAAUCAAUGGCAAUUCGUAUAGUGCAACCAUUGCUGAAAUAAAAGGACCUGAAGAGAUUAUUCUCAAGAAGCCAGUUACGGAGAAGGACGCUCUGUAUCAAUUGACGGGUAGAACUGAUAUCACCGAUGAUGGGAAAUUCAGUGGAGAAGAUUCCAGUGAGAAGGCUGAUUUCCAAGGCACCAAAUUCAAAUUCGCACCGCACGUUGACCAGAGUGCUGUUUACAAGGCUGUCUUUGGCAGACUGAGCCAUGGUGGCUGCAUUGGCAUCUUUCCAGAGGGUGGUAGCCACGACCGCCCAGAGCUACUACCGUUGAAAGCUGGUGUUGCAAUUAUGGCGCUUGGUUCUCUUGCUGAAAACCCAGACUCAGGCUUGAAAAUCGUACCAUGUGGAAUGAAUUACUUUCAUGCGCAUAAGUUUCGGUCAAGGGCUGUAAUUGAGUUCGGCAGUCCGAUAGAAGUUCCUCGUGAAUUGGUCGAGAAAUAUAAGCGGGGUGAGAGACGUGAAGCUGUUGGUGAACUUCUUGAUACUAUCUAUCACGCGCUCUUGGCUGUAACUGUGAAUGGACCGGAUUACGAGACAUUGAUGGCUGUCCAAGCUGCUCGACGUCUGUACAAUACAAAGGGAAAGAAGCUUCCUUUACCGAUGGUUGUAGAGUUGAAUCGCCGCCUCAUUAAAGGCUAUACACACUUUAAGGACGAUCCCCGUAUCGUUAAGCUGAAGAUGUCCAUUAUGAACUAUAACAAACAACUUCGCUUACUAGGUCUUCGUGACCAUCAGGUCGAAUACGCCAAAUUUUCAAUUAUCAGAGUGGUCUCCACAUUGAUUUAUAGACUCAUAAAACUCACGUUGCUAGCCAUGGGCACGUUGCCAGGUCUCAUCCUAUUUGCGCCGGUCUUCAUUGCAACGAAAUCUAUUUCCAAGAAAAAGUCUCAAGAAGCCCUGGCUGCAUCCACGGUCAAGUUGCAAGGUCGAGAUGUCAUGGCGACAUGGAAGCUUCUGGUUGCAUUAGCCUUUGCACCCGCUUUGUAUGCAUUUUACACCAUAAUCUUCACAUAUUGGACUUAUCGCAACCGCAUACAAGGCUAUGUACCGGAAUGGGUUCCAUUGUGGGCAGUGAUCCUCCUGGGCUUGGUCUUGUUUCCUACCGUCACGUUCGCCGCCCUUCGUAUUGGAGAGAUUGGCAUGGACAUUGUCAAAUCUCUUCGACCGCUCAUGCUGUCCCUCAACCCCUCGUCGGCCAACACUCUCGUAAAACUUAGGGAACGUCGUGCCGAGUUAUCGCAAGAAGUGACUGAAGUUAUCAACACGCUUGGUCCCGGACUUUUCCCAGAUUUUGAUUCAGCCCGCAUCGUCGCCGACCCUUUCAAGGAAUCCAGUCAUACUGAAGGCGAGAAGAACACGGAAAUCGACGUCGAAAUUCGAUCAAGACCCAAUAUUCAGAAGAGGUAUACGACACAAGAACCGCUCCCCCGGAACGAGUCAUUCCACAACUUGGCCAGCAUUGGGUUCUUCUCCACACGGCCGGCCAGUCGCAGUCGCAGUCGCAGCACAGCUGGCGGUCUUCGUCUCAGUUCGAGUGGCUCAAUCCAGCCAUUAAGUGAGAUAGAUGGACACGACCGACUCGAAGAAGUCAGCAAGCGUAUUCGGGGUGCAAUGAGGGAACGUGGUAGGGAACGCCGGCAACUCAGUGAGGAUCUUGGCUGGGAAUCGGUCAGCGCGGGAUCUAUCACACCAUCGGACGACGCAGAGAAGAAAACGCGGUGA
Talaromyces marneffei is the source of this 2304-nucleotide messenger RNA. RefSeq lists its product as uncharacterized. NCBI's taxonomy places the organism in Eukaryota, Fungi, Ascomycota, Eurotiomycetes, Eurotiales, Trichocomaceae. Gene Ontology annotation, cellular component: endoplasmic reticulum membrane. Gene Ontology annotation, molecular function: glycerone-phosphate O-acyltransferase activity; glycerol-3-phosphate O-acyltransferase activity. Bases 1 to 2304 code for a protein of 767 amino acids. The record is from RefSeq and is a predicted model, not a curated record. Gene Ontology annotation, biological process: phospholipid biosynthetic process. The transcript has 6 exons.